AAUCAAGUACACUCAGAGUUGUAUGUAACUGCAUUGCUGAGAACUGAUAAAAUAAUAUAAUAAAAGCGAAGAAAAGAAUCUCGUCGAUCGGAAUCUGCCAUCUGUCUCAUUAAAGUUCAUUGAAUAAUAAGUGGAACACAAAUGCAUUAACAGUCAAUAUAAAAUUUGUUGAGACAAUCAUGGAUAUCGAGACAGAAAAUGUGAUAAAUUUAGUAUUUCCGGAAGGUAUCUUAGAAUCGUGGAAGGAAAAUCCUAAUUUUUAUCAAUAUCUCUCAAAAUUAGGAGGCUUUGAUGUAGAUCAGCUGAGCAAAGAACCCGAUCAUUUAUCUGAUGAGAGAAGUGCAGUUCUUCAGACUACACAGAAAUUAGUCUUUGCAAACUAUAAAACUUUUAUUCAGACAGCAGAAAGUUCACGAGAGAUACUUAAUCAUUUCAACGAGAUCGAAAGCCGCCUUGACAAACUUGUACAAAAAAUUCCAGAAUUUGUAGGAAAAUGUCAAUCGUUUUGUGAUACUUCAAAGGAUAUUAAUGCUCAUCGAAGACUAAAUAGUUUAACGCUAACGCGAAAUGCAGAACUACUCGAAAUUCUCGAGAUGCCCCAAUUAAUGGAAUCUUGCUUGAGAAGCAACCAGUAUAAUGAAGCAUUGGAAUUGUCUCAAUACGCUCGUCAAUUAGGAAUGAAGCACGGAGACAUACCCAUCAUCUCGUCUAUAGUGGCAGAAAUUGAAAGCAGUUGGUCUGGUAUGGUAGGACAAGUGGUUGGAUCUCUGAGAGGAGACCUACCACUUCCGAGAUGUCUUCAACUUGUAGGUUUAUUACGAUCUAUGGAUGCAUUUACAGAAUCGGAACUUCGUAUAAAAUUCCUUCAAGCGAGAGAUAGUUGGCUCCAAGGUUUACUAAAUGCAAUACCGAAGGAAGAUCCUAACCUUCAUAUGGCUAAAACAAUAGAAUUAUCCAGGAUACACUUAUUUAAUAUAAUAACGCAGUACAAAGCUAUGUUUAACGAUGAUGAAUUGGCAAUUCCCGAUCGUGACUUGACGUUAAACGAAUCUGCGAUAUUUUAUCAUUGGUUGGAAGAAAAGAUAUCACAAUUUCUUACCACUCUAGAACAAGAUUUACCGGGAGUAACAUCUAUAGAUACUAUUUUGGGUCAGUGUACCUAUUUUGGAUUAUCGUUUGGUCGAGUGGGUGUUGAUUUUACUGGUCGAAUGUCCGACAUAUUUGUACGAGUUAUCGGUGAAAGGUUUGAACAGAACGUUCGUAGAACAACUAGGAAGUUUGAGAAAGACAUGGAAACAUUUACGUUGAUUAAUAAAACACAACGACUUGAUAUAAAAUCAGAAAUUUCUAUCAACUCUGAAAGUCCACCCGAACAAUUAGUAGAAUUUUAUCCUCUCGCUGAAUACUGCAAUGGAAUAAUUGCGGCGUUCAAUGAAUUGAGACUCUGUGCACCGGUGGCACUCUCUAUCUCAUGCACAAAAUUACUACAAGAGUCAUUGCAUAAUGUAGCGAAAGCUAUGUUGAUAUUUUACAAACAAGAACAGCAAGCGUUUGCAACUGCAGAACGAGAAAACAUGAUCAAGUUUACAGAAUGCUUGAGUGAACGAUUGAUACCCUAUAUACAGUACUGCGUACACGCGAUUUUUCCACCUACUCAAAUUGCAACACAUUUGGGAAUAUCAAUCAGUAUACUUCAAAAAGAGGAAAUCACAUAUUUAAACAAGCGAAACAUAAUAGAACCUGUGGCUAUACUAUUACCUAUUAAAAAAGAUUCUUUGAUUUCUAAGUUAUGCACUUCUAACAUACAGCCAUUAACAUCACAUAAUGCAAAGAAUCCUGUCGCAUCAUCUCUGCCAAUAGAAACGAUAGAUCCCACCAACUCGAAGAUUUUAGAAAAAUCAAAAGAAAACGAAAUUAUUCAACAGGAAACGAUACAAAAACGCGAGGUAUAAAAUUCGCAGAGUUCUAUCGAUGAUGCAAAAUAAUCCGUAUAAGAUAUCCGAUAUAAAUAUCAAAGUAUAUGUAUAUGUAUUUAAUUGUAAAUUUGGAUAAUAGCUUACAAUGUUACAUUAAAGAAUUUUAUAUAUAUAUA
Molecule: messenger RNA, 2092 nt
Organism: Pogonomyrmex barbatus (red harvester ant)
Lineage: Eukaryota; Metazoa; Arthropoda; Insecta; Hymenoptera; Formicidae
Gene: Cog8
Product: conserved oligomeric Golgi complex subunit 8
Biological process (GO): intra-Golgi vesicle-mediated transport
Cellular component (GO): COG complex
Source: RefSeq, a predicted model, not a curated record